AUGCUACUGGUUUCACCCAAGAAAACUAGAUCUGGUUUCCGCGAUAGGAGAGGUGGGGUUGGACCAAAUGGAAAGUCUAGUUUUCCUCGUCUUGGAGCUGCUGCCACUCGGCCUAUUGUAGGGAAUGGGGACUCGAAUCCACCUGACUGUGGGAUACCGGUGCAACGAGCAGAGGAUGAACGAGAGAAAGUGUGUACAGCAAGGAGCAGAUGGAAUUGGUAUGUAGACAUGACAGGGAAGAGGCUUCUUCUAGGAGUCCACUUCAAGCACCCCUCGGGGUUCCUUUUGGUGGGGCUUGCAGAGCUCUGCCUGCUUCACGUAUUGAGGGACCGAGUGGAGCAAAUUGCUUUAGCGCAGGGUCUAAAUAGAGUGUCUCUGGAGUGUGCCAACGCACUGAACCAGGGUUUAGAUUCUUACAUCACGGGAUUUUGCUUAGAUCUUGCCAAGCCAAAUAGUAGCGCGCGUCAGAAACAGAAAGUCCUUUCGUUGCAGGAAUUUAGAGUUGCUAUGGAGCUGAAUCUGCGGCAACUUGGCGAGGACUGGCCAUUGUUGCUAGAGAAAAUAUGUGCACAUGAAUUUGAAGAAUGA
Salvia splendens (bonfire salvia) is the source of this 588-nucleotide messenger RNA. RefSeq lists its product as uncharacterized. Gene Ontology annotation, biological process: regulation of transcription by RNA polymerase II. The record is from RefSeq and is a predicted model, not a curated record. The transcript has 3 exons. Gene Ontology annotation, cellular component: SAGA complex. Gene Ontology annotation, molecular function: transcription coactivator activity. Bases 1 to 588 code for a protein of 195 amino acids. Lineage: Eukaryota; Viridiplantae; Streptophyta; Magnoliopsida; Lamiales; Lamiaceae.